AUGAAGGUUGGCAAUGGAGAAUCAUGUCGAUUCUGGUCGGAUAUCUGGUCGCCUUUUGGAAAGCUGUUUGAGUAUCUACUCCCAAACCAAAGACCUGGAAUGGGUAUAAGACCAUCAACGACUCUUGCGGACCUUUUUUUCAAUGGUAGCUGGAGACUCCCUCCUCCACGCUCUGAGGGUAUGGUGCAACUGCAUAUAUUUUUGACAACCUUAAGUCUGACUGGGAUGGAGGAUGAUUACGAAUGGGUGGCCAAUGAGAAACCGUCAACGAGACACAACACAAGUGGGAUCUAUAGGAAGCUGAGAGAUAGCAAAGAGGAGGUACCUUGGGCGCCAAUCAUUUGGACUGCAGGAGGAAUUCCACGCCACAACUUUCUAACUUGGCUAUUUGUGCUUGAUGAUUGCCCUACUAGGGAUCAAAUCAUAAGCUGGGGACUCCAGUCAUACUCGGUUUGCCUUCUCUAUAAUCACGCGGCAGAAUCAAGGGACCACUUGUUCUAUCUCUGCCCCUACAGUUGGUCAAUUUGGUUAGAAAUUUCUAGAAGAUGUCAACUACAACCGAACAAACACUGGGAUCAAUCUGUGAUUCAAUUGCAGUCUCUCCAAGGAAACAAAACAAUGAAGCGUCUCACUUUGCUUUGUUGGAAAUCGGCAAUAUACUGGAUAUGGCAAGAGAGAAAUAAGAGGCUCCACAACAAUCAAUUCCGCGCCCCGGAUGCGAUCAUUCGCCUUAUCACUUGCCAGAUCACGGAUCGUAUAAGCAGCUACCGACUCAAAUCUCCGAUCGCGUCAUCGAGGUACAUGCAGUUUUAG
Molecule: messenger RNA, 813 nt
Organism: Brassica napus (rape)
Lineage: Eukaryota; Viridiplantae; Streptophyta; Magnoliopsida; Brassicales; Brassicaceae
Exons: 1
Coding region: 1-813 (270 amino acids)
Source: RefSeq, a predicted model, not a curated record